Molecule: messenger RNA, 267 nt
Organism: Exophiala spinifera
Lineage: Eukaryota; Fungi; Ascomycota; Eurotiomycetes; Chaetothyriales; Herpotrichiellaceae
Exons: 1
Coding region: 1-267 (88 amino acids)
Source: RefSeq, a predicted model, not a curated record
AUGGACGUCUUCGAUCAAUUCUUCAGAGGUCGGAGGGUCACGAUAGAACGAAAUGGGCGAUAUGAUCCGGCCAGAUUGUUCUACGGUCCUCGGGUUCGCCUUGCUGCACUUGCCAUUCCAGAUCGACGUGGACGGCCUCCCCGGCCUCCUCCGCCUCGACGGCCCAUCAUGUACGACGACUAUGAUACAGAUUAUGGCUACGAUUCUGAUUCUGAGCAAGUUGGAACAAUCCGCGUUAAUCCAUUCUCCAGCGCCACUGACAGAUAA